Ornithodoros turicata is the source of this 1263-nucleotide messenger RNA. RefSeq lists its product as uncharacterized. The coding region runs from base 65 to 781 and encodes 238 amino acids. Lineage: Eukaryota; Metazoa; Arthropoda; Arachnida; Ixodida; Argasidae. The transcript has 3 exons. The record is from RefSeq and is a predicted model, not a curated record.
GAGCCGUAUUAAAGUUGCGUCUUUGAAAACGAAGCGGGCUAUUUUCAUACUUGUCAUUCGUACGAUGACGAGAGGUACCGUUAAAGGAAGUUUCUGCAUGAACGCGUCGCCAUGGCAUCGCCUGGGAUUCUGCGUAUUUCUCGUCCUCUUCCUUUCUAAUUACAACUUGCAGUCAUGCGGCUUAAGAAUGCCUUUGUCAUCAAUGGGCGAAAUCCGAAACCUGCUCCGUUACACCGUGUGGAACCUCCUGACCUUCUCUCGCCACUUGCGACCGUUCUCAGUGACCAACAUAACACACGUAUACCGACUGCACAUGCUGCCGAACGGCAGUGAAUACAGCAUCAACACGAUGGCAGGUUACGUUGAUGGGCUGUACAGGCUGGAAUUCGACAACGACCACAUCGAGCUCAACAAUGCGAACACCACCUACACCUACAAGGUUGUAUUUCGAGCCAAUGCACCGACGUACCACUCAGCUGUAGCUCCGUACGACCCCAAGAACGGAACUUACGUCUACAGGAACCAAACCACGUACUACAAUGAUAUCGUCAUGGUCCUAUGGAUGAAAAUCGACAGGCUCUCGGGCACAGGGAACUUAUCUUACGUGGACCUAUCCAACGCUAAUUUUCUCUACGCCAAUCCUGGUACCAUAGGGCCUGAAAGCUUCACUGGCCGCUGGUUUCAGGACGCAAUGAAAGAAAUUGCAACCCUUCGAGUUUUCCGUUUCAAUGAUGUCCGCGAUGUGUAUGCUAAAAUGUUGGACAACCAACGCUAUCUGUAGCCUGUCCCUUAUGCGUGCUUCUCUGCUGCAAGAUAUUUGUGAAAACACUGCACAAUACAAAUUGGUUCAUGUAAGGUACCGGAUGCCCGAAAAUGCCGAGAAAUGUGUGUUGCUCUUUUCAAAUUGCUCUGGCGAUGUCAAUGCACCCUGCAUUAAUAUACUGGUCAUAUUUACCGAUCGUGUCAGUUGCUGUUAGUUAACUGGGUCACUAAUCCACAUUGGUGAACUGGUAAAAACACCUAUGUAGACUUCAACCUCGCUCAAUAUAAGUCUUCUAUGACCGGAGGUCGAUCUCCCUUCUCCCUACAUAAGCUCUGUCAAUGUCGGAUAAAAGAUGACUGAUUAUAACAACAAUCUUAGUGUAUCGUUAACGGAAGCUGUUCCUCCUCCUUGCCAAGUGGGUCACUUCUCAAAAGGAAUCGCACUUCUAACAAGACAUUCACCAGCUUUCCAUGUACAGAAUAAACAACUUCCAAGACUCG